GUCGAUUCGCAUUCGCCACCGUAUUCUUUAUUUCUCUUCUCACUCAUCGUUUAACCGUUCUUCGUGGGUUGUGGCGUGUAAAAGAAAGAGGGUGAUACAACUGUCAACCGACACUUAAUUUUAAUCUGUUUUGUGCGUCGUGUGUGUGUUGAUCCCGUUACCGUUCCGGUUUUACAAAGAUCGUCCCCCGAAUUAGCUGUAGCCAACUAUUUGAGUUUUUCUCAGCUUUUGCAGUUAAUCGAACAGUGCCAGUAGAAAUGAGUACACCGGUGAAAAAGGUGCCAAUCCAUUUACAGAGCUCACAGACUCGUCUUCUAAUCAAGAACGGCAAAAUAGUGAACGAAAAUGAAAUCACAGAUGGAGAUAUAUACAUCGAAGACGGUGUCAUCAAACAGCUAGGCAGGAACUUGAUCAUACCGGGUGGUACCCGAACCAUAGAUGCCAGAGGCCGAUAUGUGAUGCCUGGUGGGAUCGACCCACACACGCAUUUCGAGUUCGAGUUCAUGGGAACCAAGUCAGUGGACGAUUUUUACCAUGGGACUAAGGCAGCUAUUGCUGGUGGAACAACAACUAUCAUCGAUUUCGCCUUCCCGAAACCUGGGGAAUCUCCCCUGGACGCCUACCAUACCUACCGCCUGAAAGCCGAUGGCAAAGUGUGCUGUGAUUACGGACUACAUGUUUGCUUGACCGGAUGGUCCGAUCAAGUGAAGAAAGACAUGGACCUGUUGUGCAGAGACCAUGGCGUUAACUCAUUCAAGCUGUUCAUGUGCUACGAUUUCAUGGUCGACGAUGGAGAACUGUAUAGUGCAUUCGAGCACUGCAAAAACUUAGGAGCGAUAGCUCAAGUUCAUGCCGAAAAUGGAAAAAUCAUAAUAAAAAAUGCGGAAAAGCUUAUCGCAAAAGGAGUUACUGGUCCUGAAGGACACGAAAUUUCAAGGCCCGAAGAAGUAGAAGCAGAAGCAGUAAAUCGGGCAUGCGUUAUUGCAAAACAGGUAAUUUUUAGAUAUAAACACAAAAAUGUCUUUCUCUGUGUCACAUUGUAUGCUGUAUCGUGAAAAUUUAACACAAACUGAUGAUACCGAAUUCAGCGUACAAAAAAAUAAGUAGCUGUUUAGUUUUCAUACGUCACAGAAUAACGCACUUCCUGAAAAAAAAUAUCCUAUUGUAAUAUUCUCAUACAAGAAGAUCAAAAUUGAUGGUUGUGAUUAAUCGCUCAAUUCUUUGUGCUGCUCAUUGCUGUGAAUGCGUUGUCGCAUUUUUAAUUCAAAAUUGUGACUACGGAUAAUUUCCAGUAGAUUGAAAGAAUAUAUCUUUGGCACCUUUUAGUAAAGCAAGGUCACGGAAAAUCCCUGUUAGGAAUCACUGCCACCAGUUUGACUUCCUGUACAGUUUCCCUUAUUUUAGCAUACGAAUGAUUCUCCUUAGGUAGACUGUCCUUUAUAUAUUGUUCACAUGAUGAGCGCCGAGGCCGUGGAGGCGUUGCAGUCGCAUCGUAACCGCUACGGCGGUAACGUGUAUGGAGAGACGCUGGCGUGCGCGCUUGCGACAGAUGGCCGUCAAUGUAGGCAUGAGUGUUUCGCACAUGCGGCCGGACAUAUCCUCAGCCCGCCUUUGAGGUCCAAUGCGCAAACGCCCACAAUGCUCAUGAAAUUCCUUCAGGCGUAAGUCUCCGCUUGCGCUUGUGGCGGCGUUUGGUGAGCUGGACACGUGUGAUGUACGUCGGAAUGGAAACAUGAGGUUUUCUGGUUCGAUAAGUCGUGGAUAUAAAAAACCCUUUGAGUGACUCUUCCAGUAUCGGAGACAAACGGUUAUUCGAACUUUUUUGGAACUUUAACUGUAUUGAGUCUUGUUCAGGAAUUCAGUAAUCCAUGUGACUUUAAAUUAUGAGGACAUGGAAGGAAUUUAGCCGGUUAUACAUCCUUAUAGAAUUAUGUCAGAUUAUCCAAACUAAAAUUGUGUAUAUCAAAUCUUCAAUCAGCGAACAAUGCAUUGUUCAAUAUUCGUUUAUCCACCUUUAAGUUACUUGAUCAAAUACGAAUCUAUCCGCAACCUUUUCAAAAUCCCCGCGUUUAAUAUUUGCGCCUGCAGAAUCCUACGUUGCUGGUGAAGAACAAAAAAUGUUUCCGCUAAUGCGCGGAGUGACGAGACAUUCUUCUAGCUAGCUAUCUAACCGGUAACCUUAAAGAUUCUGCAGCUGCAAGUUUGUCGUUUUUUAGUGAAUGCACUCGACUCUCCGUAGCAGCACAACACUAGAUGAGUGAUGACUCAAAUUUGAUUGAGAAUUAAAAUAUACAGUGCACUUAAUUCAAAUACCAUAGAAAAAAGUCUAUAGUCGUGCCAAAAGAAGCCAUGUGGAGCAGUAACAUGUUCGAGCUAAAAUCGGUCACUGCAGAACGGCCGCAUUGGUAUUGUGCUCUGAAAAGGAAAAUCUUAAAACUGUGUCAACCGAAUAAAUUCAUUAAAACACAAUAUCACGAGUUUGUUUCCGAAAGAUAUACAACACCAUGUAGAUGAGUUCCUCCCCUGAUGACACCUUGGCACUACCUCUCAAGUGUAUACUAUUGAUGAGUGCAUACUCCUGCCAAAGUUUUAUUCUGGUAAAAUAAAGUGCAGUGUCAGAGCCCUUUACCAUUGGAUAUGCUCAACUUUCGCAGCAUGCUGAUUUUUAGAAUUACAAGCUUUCUUAUAUUUGACCCUACACUUGAUCUUCGCUUAUCUGUUCUCACCAUUAGGAUUAUAAACUGUUUUCACAUCAUACCUGUAUGUUUAAUUUGCUGAUCGGUAGUAGCUUGAAAACAUACACAUUCCAUGGAAUUUGACAAACUAAAUUUUUGAUCUAAUUCAAGUUAGUCAAACCAGCUCAUUCAUAUUGUAUACCAAGAAAAGCUCAUGUUCCUCAAUUUUGACGUAUAUGCAACUAAUUAAUGUCUGGGCUUUGGAGAGCAAAAUAUCACUAACUGCAGCUUUGCUUGUGGUGUUAACACUGGAUUCCAUAGAAUGAAUCAUUCAUGUGCCAUAAAAGAUACAUUUCUGGUAAAUCGGAUCUGAUAAUGAGAGUUAAGGUUGAUUCUGACUAUACAUUCCGUUUCCAUUCCGUAACCGUUCCGUAAAUUAUUGAAAUUAUAUUCGCCUUCGCUUAAAGCAGGUUAUUGCGUGUGUAUGCACAUUAUCCGUAAGGUAUACUGUGUAUACAAUCACAUUGUACGGAACGUUUACGAAACUGAUAUGGAAUGGAAACGCACUGUAUAGUGAGAAUUAACCUUUAUUCUACCUUUCAACUUCACUAUACUGUCUCUUACUAGAUCACAGUACCUAUGGAGAGCAGAUUACCAGUAAAGAGACAUUUUGUUUUUUCUUUGGACUAUCAGUUUUCAUGGAGCGCGUUUUGCCAAGGUUCAGCGAUGGAGAGCUUUUAGACUGCACAGCACUAGAGUUCCGCCCACGGUUGUAGGUGGUCACUUCAAAAUACCUCACGAAACAAGAAAGUACCUAGUAUACUAUGGUACCAUGUGCGUAGUCCAGUUUCCCUAAGGAAAAUUGCAAACUGCGCAAGCUGAUCCGUAACGCAUCUGCUAUUCGUUCUUGCUUACAAACAUGAAUCGGAUGAUAGAGGACCAUUGUUUUCACUCACUCGCUGAAAAUUCUUCUAACACAGACCGUCUACUUUGUACUUGUAUCUUGAGGCACUACCAUGUUUUAUAUGGAAAGUCAACAUGGGUAAACACUAAUUACACGUUCAUGACAAGUUGUCACACUGACAAUGACAGUUGUAAAUUUGAAACACUCAUGCGUUGACGGGAGAAAUCCGCGCAAAGAGGCCAAUUGCAUAUGUGUCUGAGGGAGAUGGAUUUAUGGAAGUAAUUCCUGUAGUCUUACUUUGACCUACCAAACACAGGUAAAAGACCUAUAGUAGUGGGAUACUUUUGAAAGUUCGUAACAUUUAAUCAACAUACUAUAAAAUCUGGCAGCCAAAUGAAAAGUGUUGUCAAACUGACAAACCUAUCCAAUGACUACUACUAUUUAGCACAACAGCGCUGCUUCGCUGGACCGCUUCACGUUGGUUGAACGCACUUGUAGAUUAAUUAUUACAUUUGAAAAAUACGGCUUUCCAACUUUGCCCAAGUGGUACAGAUUCUUGUUUUUCUUAAAGCAAUAACCUAUGAUAUAAAUAUUUUAAUAUCAUCAAGUAUGUGUGUGCCUAAAAAUUCUAGAUGCAUUCAUUAUGAGAUCUUUAACGCUAUGAUCAUGUGUGUAUUUGAUUUUCUCAUCAUCACUCUGCUGACUAACAUAAACUGCUUGGUGUUACGUGUGUCUGUAUUUAACAUAUAGGUUGGGUCUCCGCUUUAUGUGUCUAACGUAACCUCGGACCAAUCCGCGGAGGUCAUAUCCGCCUACCAAUCAAAAGGAGUGAUUGUUUACGGUGAGGUGGAAGCAUCAUCCGUUGCGGUUGUCGGUCAAAGCAACAAUCCUAAUCUGCUGACGUCACCACCAAUUCGAUCAUCUCCUCAAGCUCAAACUAAUUUACUAAACUUCUUAGCAUCGUAAGUAUAAAAUAAUAUUACCUAACAUUAAGUUGUGUCGGUAAUAAAUACAUUAAUAUUAAUUAACAAUAGAACUUAACCAGAGCAACAGGUUUCCGUAUACAAUUUUGUCUAAAAUUUUGUGGACUCUUCAGAAACAGCGAUGACCACUCACUGAAAAACCUGUUCAUUAGAAUGUUGUCAAAUUUAGGGGGAUACUCUACGCGUAGUAAUAUUAAAAAAUAUAAAACAUUGAUCGUCGUAUUCUCCGUUUUGGUGAUAUUUUGCCGUCUUUGAAAAAUUGUACGUCACCCGUUCUUGUAAGUGAAAUUGUGACAUUUGAUAAUAUGUAUGCUUCUGUGUAUAUGUGUAUUUUUGCAUAUCUUAGCGUGCUGAACGAGUUCCUCAGUUUUCUUGACAACUUUUUGUAACACCCUGUAUAAGUCGGUGAGAAUACGUUAAUCAAUGGAAUAAUCAAUAAACGAUGUUGCAAGAUGGUUAAUAUACGAGUUAAAAUUAAUGUAGCGCUCUUCAUCAAAUUCUCUACUUUAGGGACAUUCUUCAAGUAACAGGCAGUGACAACUGCACGUUCAACCAGUCACAAAAAGCUUUAGGAAAGAACGACUUCAGAAAAAUCCCCAACGGUGUGAAUGGCGUAGAAGACAGAAUGUCUGUGAUUUGGGAGAAAGGCGUUCACGCUGGUAUCAUUGACCCCAGCAGAUUCGUAGCUAUUACCAGCACAAAUGCCGCGAAGAUUUACAAUCUGUUCCCCAGGAAAGGUGUGAUUGCGGUUGGAUCUGAUGCUGAUAUUGUCAUAUGGAAUGCUAACGAGACUAGAACGAUAUCAGCUAAAACUCACCAUCAAGCUGUGGACUUCAAUGUCUUCGAG
Acanthoscelides obtectus is the source of this 5409-nucleotide messenger RNA. NCBI's taxonomy places the organism in Eukaryota, Metazoa, Arthropoda, Insecta, Coleoptera, Chrysomelidae. The record is from the annotation of a GenBank genome assembly.